Messenger RNA from Osmerus eperlanus (European smelt), 487 nucleotides. Its product is annotated as small ribosomal subunit protein eS17-like. Gene Ontology annotation, molecular function: structural constituent of ribosome. Gene Ontology annotation, cellular component: ribosome. The record is from RefSeq and is a predicted model, not a curated record. The transcript is spliced from 5 exons. Bases 45 to 449 code for a protein of 134 amino acids. Gene Ontology annotation, biological process: translation. NCBI's taxonomy places the organism in Eukaryota, Metazoa, Chordata, Actinopteri, Osmeriformes, Osmeridae.
UCCGCCACAACAUCCUCAGUUCUCUUCCACUAGUCCGAGCCAACAUGGGUCGAGUCAGGACCAAGACGGUGAAAAAGGCCGCUAGGGUCAUCAUUGAAAAGUACUACACCAGACUUGGCAAUGACUUCCACGUCAAUAAGAGAGUGUGUGAAGAAAUUGCCAUCAUCCCCAGCAAAGCACUGCGCAACAAGAUUGCUGGGUAUGUAACUCAUCUGAUGAAGCGCAUCCAGAGGGGCCCAGUCCGAGGCAUCUCCAUCAAGCUGCAGGAGGAGGAGAGGGAGAGGAGGGAUAACUAUGUCCCUGAGGUCUCUGCUCUCGACCAUGAGCUCAUUGAAGUGGACCCAGACACCAAGGAAAUGCUGAAGAUGCUGGACUUUGGUGGACUGUCUAACCUUCAAGUCACCCAGCCAACCAUCGGAAUGAACUUCAAAACGCCCAGAGGAGUCUAGACACACAACAUUUCCCUCUCAAUAAAAUGAAUAAACUA